This is a messenger RNA of Rhinopithecus roxellana (golden snub-nosed monkey), 1896 nucleotides long. It is a transcript of the gene MRPL36, whose product is annotated as mitochondrial ribosomal protein L36. The record is from RefSeq and is a predicted model, not a curated record. Gene Ontology annotation, molecular function: structural constituent of ribosome. Lineage: Eukaryota; Metazoa; Chordata; Mammalia; Primates; Cercopithecidae. The coding region runs from base 1350 to 1658 and encodes 102 amino acids. Gene Ontology annotation, biological process: translation; ribosome biogenesis. Gene Ontology annotation, cellular component: ribosome; mitochondrial large ribosomal subunit. The transcript has 2 exons.
CCUGAUGAGGCAGGCAAUGGUGAGCGCAAUCUUCAGCGCUUAGGAAUACUCAGUGGUUCUUAUUUAGGGGACAAGCAGGGGAGGAUGUAAACUGAAAAUACAUUGUUUAUAUUCUUACGGUAACCGAUAAUCAUGAGACGUUUAAAUAUCAAAAAAUAUAUACAUAUAUUGGGUGAAGGAGUCGACUGCUUGGCCGAAGAGACUGGAAGUGCAUUCUCCUCGUUCAAGGCAAGCGUUCCUGAGUGUGGUUAUGGGGAACCGCGGAGGAAAAGUAUAUUUGCGGGAUUUCUGCCACAGAGCCUAGUACACCAAUUGAUUUUACAGCAUGCAAAUACAGCCUCUAAAAAGGCCCGUUUUGCUUAGAGCUGACUUGGUAUAAAUGCCAGCUUAACGCUCCAGCAUCCAGCUUUUAUUUGCUGUGGUCAGAGCCUGAGGACCAGGUGACUCCAAGAACAAAACAGUAGAGAUGGAUGAGUGGCCGGGGAGAUGCUGAAGAGGGGGAAAGGCGAUGAGAAACAAGAAUGCACGUAAAAACCUCCUGAAAAUGGAAAGAUGUCCCAACAAACGUGGUGGUCAGAGGGAGAUUUGUUCUGGAGCUGAUAAACUCCAGCGGCCCGCCCGGUGUUCGCCGGGUCAGGUGCGAAAAGUGGGAGACGGGAGGAAGCGUUGGGGCCUGCAGGGAGCGCGGGGUGGAUGCAGCCACGUCUGCAACUCACCUGGACACACAAAGGAAGGCGGAUGGAGUCACGGGUAGAUACCUGAAAAGGCAGGGAUAAGCGAGCUAAGUGUAGAAUCUAGGUGGCAAGUAUAUGGGUGUUCACAGUAAAAUUCUUUCCCUUUUUCUGUAUGUCUGAAGUUUCUCAUAAUGUUGGGAAAAAUAGCCGUAACCAGCUGCAACUACUGCCCGUCUCCAUUCGUUUCCCGGAACCUGUUUACAUUUCUCCUGUCCACUUAAAAACAUGUCCUCCUUCUCAGUUUGUUUUGACAUUUGUAUUUGGCAGUUUUUUCUAAGGUCUAAUUGGCUGUAAUUUAUUUUUCGUUCCGGAUAUCCAUUUUCGUUCCUGUUUUUGCAUUUUUCUGCCCGAGAGCGCUCCAGUCCCACAACGCGGUGAUCCCGGAGGCCCGCAGGGAGUGCGCAGUCCGGGAGUGAUGCGUCGGACUCCAGCGCCUGUGCACUCGCGGCUGCGUCUCUGCGCCCGGCACUGGAUGUGGACACGCCACGUGACCCCACUGCCGCCAUCUUUCUUCCUGGCAGCGGCGUCGGCGCGCCAGUGCGCAGAUGCGGGGACCGGCGCUUGGUGAGAGCGUGCGGCCAGGUAUGGGCGCCGUGUUCUCUGAUUCGCCACAACAUGGCAAAUCUUAUAAGGAAGAUGGUGAACCCUCUGCUAUAUCUCAGUCGUCACACAGUGAAGCCUCGAGCCCUCUCCACAUUUCUGAUGGAAUCCCUUCGAGGUGCAGCCCCCGUGGCUGUGAAACCCGGGGCAGAAGUGCGCUCACUUCUCUCACCCGGCCUCCUGCCCCGCCUGCUGCCCGCACUGGGUUUCAAAACCAAGGCUGUUCUUAAGAAGCGUUGCAAGGACUGUUACCUGGUGAAGAGGCGGGGCCGGUGGUACAUCUAUUGUAAAACCAACCCGAGGCACAAGCAGAGACAGAUGUAGACCCUUUCCCUCCAGAGUCACGCACAUACUCAUCAUUGCGUCACUUGGGAGAACGGUUGUGUUUCAUGGAAGGAAUUAUCACAUCAAAGAGUCGGGGGAGAGUGACUGGAAGCAAACGUCCUAAAAGUUACCCAUCACUUUUCAGUGUAAAUGAGUAACUACAGAAGACGUAGCAUCAUCUUAUUUCUAAAACGUUCCAAUUAAAAACAUUUUCCUUUUAAAAUAGACUGUCUGAAUA